GAUUGAUUCUUGAUUCCUUUUGCCGAGCAAAAACCCUUCGUUUUCGGCUCUAAAUUAAAUCCCGUUUCCAGGUUCUCGAGUUUCUCAGAAGAAUCCUUUUCGCGCUUCAGUUCCGCGACGGAAGUAGGUUUCGGUUGCGGUGGUUCCAAACUCACGUCGCGUGUGUUCGGGAGGUCGCCUAGUCAUUCUGAAGAAUCGGCAAGCUUUUGAUUUGUCUGAUGAAUUACAGGGUUAUACGAGAAUUCCGAGAAAUUAAAGCCGAAAUGAUAUUCCGGCGGCUUCUUCAGAUUUGUUGCAUAUAGUGUUGCUUACACUUUCAGAAUCUGAAUUUUGGGUUGUAGGGCAAUAACAAUUGUUCUAGUUCUUGUGAUGCUUUCACUGCUGUAAUGAUUUUAGUGCAUAUGUCGUGAAAUCUUUCUAGUUCUAAAGCAACAUGAGGUAAAGGCUUUUGACUACCAUGAUUCCGGGUAUAGUAUAUUAGGAAACUUUCCUAACCAGUUCAUCUCAAGGAAAGAAGUUUUGUCCAACGGUGUAAGCUGGGAGAAAAAAUGCCAAAGGUUAGAACGAAUCGGGUCAAAUACCCAGAAGGGUGGGAGCUGAUUGAACCUACACUUCGGGAGCUGGAUGCCAAGAUGAGAGAGGCUGAGACCGAUCCACAUGAUGGAAAAAGAAAGUGUGAAACCCUGUGGCCAAUCUUCAAAAUCUCUCAUCAGAGGAGCCGGUAUUUGUAUGACCUUUACUACAGAAGGAAUGAAAUAUCUAAAGAGUUGUAUGAGUUCUGCUUGGAUCAGGGAUAUGGGGACCGCAGCCUGAUUGCAAAGUGGAAAAAGUCGGGAUACGAACGUCUCUGCUGCUUACGCUGCAUACAGCCGAGAGACCACAACUUUGGGACGACUUGCGUAUGCCGAGUUCCCAAACACUUGCGAGAAGAGAAAGCCGUGGAAUGCGUUCACUGUGGAUGUCAAGGAUGUGCCAGUGGGGAUUGAUUGAUUUCCAUCUGGAUAGGUGCUUCUCGUUUCUCUUUCUCUCAUGUACUGUAAUGUAUCCAAAUGCCUAAAUAGCAAUCCAUUCUGUAAAAACCCUUUUGCUAAUUAUGAUGAACAGGGAGUACUAUAACUUGAUCCCUGAAUUCAACAAUUCCCAAACUGCGAUAUCGGUAGGCUGAUCGAUGUUGUUGUGAGGAUUUGAUUGCAGCAGAGAAUUCACAUUUCUUCACUUUGAUUCCUUUGAUCUUCCUGGUUCCUGAUUCAGAAUCCUCAGCAAGAAUGUGAUAAGAUUUGGGUGUCCUACAUUCUCAUGUUCUGAUGUUGUAACAUGUUUGUCCAGAGUUUUUGAA
This is a messenger RNA of Tarenaya hassleriana, 1336 nucleotides long. Its product is annotated as protein BUD31 homolog 1. Gene Ontology annotation, biological process: mRNA splicing, via spliceosome. Gene Ontology annotation, cellular component: nucleus; spliceosomal complex. Bases 549 to 986 code for a protein of 145 amino acids. Lineage: Eukaryota; Viridiplantae; Streptophyta; Magnoliopsida; Brassicales; Cleomaceae. The transcript has 5 exons. The record is from RefSeq and is a predicted model, not a curated record.